Kwoniella botswanensis is the source of this 594-nucleotide messenger RNA. RefSeq lists its product as uncharacterized. Bases 1 to 594 code for a protein of 197 amino acids. Gene Ontology annotation, molecular function: poly(A) binding. The record is from RefSeq and is a predicted model, not a curated record. Gene Ontology annotation, cellular component: cytoplasm. NCBI's taxonomy places the organism in Eukaryota, Fungi, Basidiomycota, Tremellomycetes, Tremellales, Cryptococcaceae. The transcript is spliced from 6 exons.
AUGGCCGAACAGAGGGAAAAUUCACCUAGGAUAGCAGAUGACGGAGAUAAUGUCGAUGAGGAACUCCGAUUGAUGCAAGCUAGAUUAGCAGAGAUGGAAGAAGAGAAGAAUGCUCUCGUAUCGAAUAGGGGAUCAGCUACACCCAAUCCUUCAACCGCGAAUGGACAGACGUCAGAAACGCACGAAGGUGGCAACGAAGCUAGUAUGGAAGACGAGGAUUCACCUGGAGCGGUAGAUUCGAGGAGUGUGUAUAUUGGUAAUGUUGAUUACGGAGCGACCCCAGAAGAGAUCCAAGCUCAUUUCCAAGCUUGCGGCACUAUAAAUCGAGUAACGAUAUUAUGCGAUAAAUUCACGGGUCAUCCAAAAGGUUAUGCCUAUGUGGAAUUCGCCGAACCUUCUAUAGUGCAAAGUGCCAUAGUGUUGAAUGAGAGUAUGUUCAGGGGGAGGUUGAUAACUGUGAAAGAAAAGCGAACGAAUCUACCGGGGAUGAACAUGACCAACCGAGGUCGAGGUAGAGGUAGGGGUGGAUAUAGGGGUUUCAGAGGUGGUGGAUUCAGGGGCGGAAGAGGAAGAGGUAGAGGUAGAGGAUGGUAA